This is a messenger RNA of Triplophysa dalaica, 2336 nucleotides long. It is a transcript of the gene chst7, whose product is annotated as carbohydrate (N-acetylglucosamine 6-O) sulfotransferase 7. Lineage: Eukaryota; Metazoa; Chordata; Actinopteri; Cypriniformes; Nemacheilidae. Gene Ontology annotation, cellular component: Golgi membrane. The transcript is spliced from 2 exons. The coding region runs from base 143 to 1402 and encodes 419 amino acids. Gene Ontology annotation, molecular function: chondroitin 6-sulfotransferase activity; N-acetylglucosamine 6-O-sulfotransferase activity. The record is from RefSeq and is a predicted model, not a curated record. Gene Ontology annotation, biological process: carbohydrate metabolic process; N-acetylglucosamine metabolic process.
GAGAUAUGUCAUGAAACGGGUGUGAGAAAUAAGAUUCCACCCGUUAAACUUUGCCGCUGUAGUGCAGUAUAGUCUUCGUGAAGAGGCGCCUCAUCUGGAGUCGAGCUGUUCGCCGGGAUUCGCGUCCCAGACUCCAGAGGCCAUGAAGAGAAGGCUUCAGAAAAAAUACAUCAUCUUAAUAUUAGGAUAUUCCGUAGGGCUGCUUUUGAUUCCGUACGUACUAGAUUACCGGAGCAAAUCGCCUCAUGUAAAAGAUGGAUUUCAGCAACAAAAGUGUCCCGAUCUGAAGAGCACCAUCGCCCUGUGGAGCAGCACCAGAGAACGGACGGGCAACGCAUCGGACACGGAGGACGAUGGAACCAAGAGUCAGUCCAGAACACACAUAUACCUGCAUGCAACCUGGAGGACAGGCUCUUCCUUUUUAGGGGAACUAUUUAAUCAACACCCCGAUGUGUUUUAUUUAUACGAGCCCAUGUGGAAUAUGUGGCAGGCUCUUUAUCCAGGAGACGCGGGUAGUUUGCAAGGAGCAGUCAGGGAUAUGAUGAACUCCCUCUUUAGGUGCGAUUUCUCCGUGUUAAGACUCUACGCGGGAUCUACUAACAUAAGCACUUCUUUUAUAUUCGGAUGGAAAACAAACAAGGUCAUUUGUUCCGAGCCGCUGUGCAACGCGUACAAAAAGCACGAAAUCGGUUUGAUUCAAGGAGACGUGUGUGGCAAAUGCCAGCCCAGGGAUCUGAAAGAGUUGGAGAGGGAGUGUAAAAAGUACCCGGUGAUGGUUAUUAAAGACGUGAGGGUUUUAGAUUUGGGCGUUUUGGUUCCUCUAAUGCGCGAUCCCAAUAUAAACCUCCAGAUCGUGCAGUUGUUCCGCGACCCGAGGGCUGUGCACAAUUCCCGGCUGAAGUCGAAACUGGCGCUCGUGAAGGAAAGCAUACAGGUGCUGAGGAGCAAGAAACAGACGGAUAAAUACAAGCGACUUCUGAUACCUAGCAACAGAGUCAACCGUGCCGAGAGCUACGUCUCCAGCGCGAUGGAGCUGAUCUGCGACAACUGGCUCAGCGACAUGCUGCUGGUCGCGAACGCGCCGUCGUGGGUGAGAAGAAACUACAUGCAGAUCAAAUAUGAAGAUUUGGUCCUCAGUCCUGUGGAAGAGCUGCGGAAACUUUACCGUUUCUCCAACCUCACCCUCUCGCCGGACAUGGAGAGGUUUGUGGUGAACAUGACCCGCGGUCGGGGCUAUUCCUCGGACAAACCUUUCCUCAUAUCAUCCAGAGAUGCCAAAGAGGCGAUAUAUGCGUGGCGCGAGCGGCUGAACGUGGAGCAGGUGAACCAGGUUGAAGCUUACUGCAGUGAGGUUAUGAGACAGCUGAGAUAUCAGAAGAGGAACGUGGACAUCAAAACAUGAGCUCAUGGCGAUCAAUGGCCAGGACGCAGAAGAGAAUAGAAGAAAUGGAGCCUGACAUGAAGAUACAGCUGGAGGUACGAGGGAGGCUCUGAUGGAACCGAGGAACCACGAGAUCUCUCAGUGCCGCACAGUAGAAGACAGUAGGGUUUGAUGAUAGAAACUUAAAAACCUACCAACCUCAUACGAUACUGACAAGAAUCUAAUGUGAAAGACACUAACAAAAAUAUCAGAGGGAAGACGAGGAUACAUGGAUCAUCUACAAAUGCCUCAGUCCUGGCUGUGUCCUUACAGCCAGAUUUCAUCAGCAAUAAUCCCCAGCAGCCCAUAAUCAGCCACAGGAGAGAGACGCCCGGCUCUUUGUGUGUGAGCGCACAUGUGUUUUUGCACACACGUUUGGCCUGCGCUUUUAAUCAUGCUGAUCCUUUAUACAUCCUGGUAAAGCGCAAUUCAAUGAACUGAAUAUCCUGAGAGAGGUGUCUCGAAGGAAUUGCAAGCACCUGUAGCUUCUCUUUAACCACCCGCAAAACACCUCGGAUGGUGUGAAAUGUGCCAGUUCCCCCUGGAUGCACCAGUUGGUUCUUAUUGUAUACGCUGAAUGGCCGUGUCGAUCUGAAUGUAAACGUUACGGCUUUACAGAGGUUUGGAUUACAAUUUGCAUACCUGAAGAGGUGAAAAGUGGUUUAAGCAUUUAUACACUACAAAACAGGAUGGGAUGAGAUCUAAUUUAAAUGCUUCAAAUACUUAUCACGGACAGUAUUAUCAUUUAUUGUGAAAAGUUAUUUCGUGGAGAAGUGUUCACUGUACAGUCUGCUGCACCUUUAAAACACAGAUAUUUACUCGAAGCCAUGUGAACUUGUGUCUUGAGGAAUUAACAAAUGAAUUUUGUUAUUUAUAAAUAGAACCCUGUAAAUAAAAUUUUCUAGGAAAAAUCGUA